Messenger RNA from Plasmodium gallinaceum, 549 nucleotides. RefSeq names its product conserved Plasmodium protein, unknown function. NCBI's taxonomy places the organism in Eukaryota, Apicomplexa, Aconoidasida, Haemosporida, Plasmodiidae. The transcript has 2 exons. The record is from RefSeq and is a predicted model, not a curated record. The coding region runs from base 1 to 549 and encodes 182 amino acids.
AUGAAUGAAGAAAAGAAAAAUGAGAAAUUUAUUGUUAAAGAAAGUAUUAUUUACAUAAAAAAAUAUUUUGCUUUACAUGAUAAAACCUGUGCAUCAAUAAAUGAACUGAUAAAUAUCAUCUUAAACAAAAACUUUAAUUCAAAUAAGGGAAUUAAUGAAAAAGAGACAUUAACUAUUAUUUUUAAGAAAGAAUUAAAAUAUGAGUUUAUAAAAGUUUACGAAAUAUUAAAAAUAACAUUGGAGGAAAUGAAGAAAUGCAUUAAAAAAAUGAAAAAUUUUAAAAAUAUUAUAGAAGAAAGUAAAACUAAUAGCAUUAUAUUACAUUCUUUGCAUAAAUUUCUUAAAAAUACAUUAAUUUAUUUUAAAAGAGAUUAUAAAUUAAAGGAAAAUUUACAUAAAGCCAUCAUUUAUGUUGAUGAAACAUGUGAAAAUGAAAUAAAUAGAAUUCAAUUGAUAUGGAAAGAAACACCUUUUUUAUUUUUAAUUUUUCAAAAAUUUAAUACUAACAAAUUAAUUAAGGAUUGUGAACUCUUUUUAAAUAAAACAUGA